AUGAUUGGUGUCAAUUCUGGGCUAGUUACUUUGAUGAUAAAGCAUCUGCAAGAAAAAAACAUAAAAGCUGAAGAUCUCAUGCAGUUUCACUGCAUUAUACACCAAGAAGCCCUCUGUUCUAAAAAAAUUGAAUUUCAAAAUGUCAUGAAAGUGGUAGUUUCGACUGUGAAUUUCAUGAAAUCACGAGGACUCAAUCACAGGCAAUUCAAACAAUUUCUUGAUGACAUCGAAAGCGAAUAUGGAGAUUUACUGUAUUAUACAGAAGUAAGGUGGCUAAGUCGUGGAUUGACACUGGAACGAUUUCUAAAUUUAAUAGAAGAAAUUGGAAUAUUUCUGGCGGAAAAGCAAAGGGAUGUCCCGGAACUUAAAAAUCCUGAUUGGUUGUGUGAUUUGGCUUUUUUAGUUGAUAUUACAAAUCAUUUGAAUGUCUUAAACACACGGCUUCAAGGCAAAAAUAAACUGAUAUCCCAGCUCUACGCUCAUGUAUCAUCAUUUCAAUGCAAGCUGACACUUUUCAGAUCGCAAUUGAAUUCUGGAAAUUACAAUCAUUUUCCGAAUUAUAAGAAAAUGGCUGAAAAAUUCAACAAAACUGCGACUAAUUUCAUUAAUGUAGAAAAGCUAGAUAUUUUGAUUGAAUCUUUUCAAGACAGAUUUUCGGAGUUUAAAAAAGUGAAACCUCUGUUGGACAUAUUCAGCAAUCCUUUCACGAUUUCAGUUGAAAAUGCGCCAGAGUCAAUGCAGUUAGAAAUUAUAGACACUCAAAACGACCAAGAUUUACGCAACAAAUUCAACGAAGGAGACUUGCUGAACUUUUACCGCUGCAUUGAUAAAAAUACGUACAAAGAGUUCCGCAUAAACGCUCUGAAAUGUGCCAGCUUAUUUGGUGCUACCUAUAUAUGUGAACAAACCUUUUCAAUACAAAAAAAACCUUUUCAAAAAAUCGAAACCGCCUUGCAAAUGAAAGUUUGGAAGCAGUUUUACGUGUUGCUACAAGUAAAUUUGAGCCAAAUAUAA
Molecule: messenger RNA, 1014 nt
Organism: Parnassius mnemosyne (clouded apollo)
Lineage: Eukaryota; Metazoa; Arthropoda; Insecta; Lepidoptera; Papilionidae
Source: the annotation of a GenBank genome assembly